CACAGAGAGACAGGGAGACUGAGUAACCGAGCGGGGCUUUCUCUCUCCUCUCCUCUCCAACUCACUGCGAAAUGGCUCUAUCCACCGCUCUCUGUAGCUCAGCUCUUUAAAGUGCUGCAUCUUUCUUUUUUUGGAAAAAAAAGAGGAAAAAUUAAUGCAUACAAAUCUCAGUCCUCACAGUCGAUCUGUCUUCAUCUCACUGGGUGUCACAGAAGUUGGAGCUGUUUAAGUAACUUUAAUUCGUUUUCGAGAAGGGGAAAAUUGCGACUGAGGACGCAGCAUCGUCGAGGCUUGUGCGCAGGGACUGAUGCGAGAAUCUGUGAACUGAAUGAAGUGAAGAGUGUGAAGAAGGACCAGUAUUGAGGAAACGGGAGAGAGUUGAAGUCAGAGGUACACGGUUUAAGGACGAGGAGAGAAGCAAGACAUUAAGGAUGGGGAGAAAAAAGAUUCAGAUUACACGGAUCAUGGAUGAGCGAAACAGACAGGUGACGUUUACAAAGAGGAAGUUUGGGUUAAUGAAGAAGGCUUAUGAGCUAAGUGUUCUAUGCGACUGUGAGAUUGCUCUGAUCAUCUUUAACAGCACAAAUAAACUGUUCCAGUAUGCCAGCACCGACAUGGACAAAGUAUUGCUGAAAUACACAGAGUACAAUGAGCCGCAUGAGAGUCGGACAAAUUCGGAUAUUGUUGAGACACUGAGAAAGAAGGGCCUAAAUGGGUGUGACAGCCCAGACCCAGACGCAGACGAUUCAGUGAGUCACAGCCCUGAGUCUGAUGAGAAGGGCAGAAAGAUAAAUGAAGAUAUUGAUCUAAUGAUCAGCAGGCAAAGAUUGUGUGCAUUGAACAAGAAAGAAAACAAAGGCUGUGACAGCCCUGAUCCUGACUCCUCUUAUGCGCUCACCCCACGCACUGAAGAAAAAUACAAAAAAAUUAAUGAAGAGUUUGAUAAUAUGAUCAGGAAUCAUAAAAUACCUGCUGUUCCUCCACCUAACUUUGAGAUGCCGGUAUCCAUCCCAGUGUCUAAUCAAAACAGCCUGGUCUACAGCAGCCCGGGCAGCUCACUGGGUAACCAUAAUCUUAUGCCGCUGGGCCAUCCAUCUCUGCAGAGGAACAGCAUGUCUCCUGGAGUGACACAACGGCCACCAAGCGCUGGAAACGCAGGUGGCCUCUUGGGUGGGGACCUUGCAACAACUGGUGCAGGCACCAGUGCAGGAAAUGGGUAUGGAAAUGCCCGCAAUUCGCCAGGUCUGCUGGUCUCACCUGGCAGCAUGAACAAGAGCUUGCAAACCAAGUCACCCCCUCCUAUGAAUUUGGGAAUGAACAACCGGAAACCUGACCUGAGGGUUCUCAUCCCACCAGGUUCAAAGAAUAUGCCAUCUGUGAAUCAGAGAAUAAAUAACUCACAAGCUGCACAGUCAUUGGCUACACCAGUGGUUUCCGUAGCAACGCCUACUCUGCCUGGGCAUGGGAUGGGAGGAUACCCUUCAGCCAUUUCUACCACAUAUGGUACUGAGUAUUCCCUCAGUAGUGCUGACUUAUCAUCUCUGACUGGGUUUAACACCGCCAAUGCACUCCAUCUGGGCUCGAUGACUGGCUGGCAGCAACAUCAGCUACAGAAUAUGCAGCAUUCAGCUCUAAGUCAGCUGGGAGUUUGUACUAGCACUCACUUAUCUCAGAGUUCAAAUCUCUCCCUGCCUACCACUCAAAGCCUCAACAUCAAGUCAGAACCUGUUUCUCCUCCUAGAGACCGCACACACACCCCCUUGGGAUAUCCACAGCACUCAAGGCUCGAUGCAGGGCGAUCUCCAGUGGAUAGUCUGAGCAGUUGCAGCAGCUCCUAUGACGGAAGCGACCGAGAAGAUCACAGGAAUGAUUUCCACUCCCCCAUCGGACUCACAAGACCGUCGCCGGAUGAAAGGGAAAGCCCGUCUGUCAAGCGGAUGCGGUUGUCUGAAGGCUGGGCAACAUGAUAAGAAUCUUCAGUAAUCUUUUUUUUCUUGCAGUGUGUGUGUGUGCGCUACAUUACAAGGCAGGGGAGGGAGGGGGGAAGUUCUACAUUAUCUGUGCCGUGUGUGAAAAAAAAUACGUCAGGUACUCUGUUUUGUAAAAGUACUUUUAACUUGCCUCAGUGAUAUAAAGUAACGUAAAUUGCUGAGAUAACGGCUUUAGCACUUGAGCUGUGCGAAGAAAACCGUUGUACAAUGUAGAUUUAACUGCUAACUCUUUUUCAUUGCCGUGCUCCUUCGCAAAAUGUAUGUUACGAUAGAUAGUGUCAUGUUGCGGGUUCAACGUAUUUACAUGUAAAUAGCAGAUUAAAAGGAAACAUUUGCCAGUGCAGGCAGAUCUUUGCUGAAAAAGAAAAUGAGCUGUUGACGCAAUAAAAUCCAAAAAAAAAAUUAUGUAUAGGCGGUUGACAGACCCAGAAAUAUGGUGAGCAAUCUCAACAAGACAAAUUGGUCCACUGACAUCUCCGCACGUGUUAACGUAAAAGGCAUAUCAGGAGAGUAUGGCACUCAAUCAAUUGGAUCAGUGGCAUUUAACAGACGACCAUACUUUGCAAAAAAAAGGAAUAUCGUUAAUAUGUGGCAAAGUCCAAAUUCUGGGUCUGUUUAACAUUUUAAGUGGAUUUUAAAAAAAGAUGUACAUUACAUUUUGCUUAUAUUUUCAUAUGGAAGCAAGAAAAAAUGUUUGCAAAGCGUUUGUGGCUUUUUGUAGUUACCUAAGCCAAAAUGUUUUCUUUUUCUUUUUCCUGAUAGCUUUGCUGAUAUUUUAAACAAUCCUAAAAUUAAUGGAAUUGGGUUCGUCAUAUGGCAGCACUUCCCUAAACCAUGGAAAAACUCCACGCUUUGCUAACCAAGAUUACUGUUUUCUCUUUGUAGAGUUUUGCUUCUCAAUUGUGUAUUUCUAAUUAUAUAAAAAUAAUAUUAAGAAAAUCUUUUAAAAUCUGUGAAAUUAACAUGCUUGUGUAUAGCUUUCUAAUAUAUAUUAAUUAUGGUCAUAGCAAACAUUGUUUUGGUUAUCUUAUUAGUGGGAGGGGAUGUAUUUGUGCAUCUGCACAUAUAAGUAACUAAAUUCUUAGGUUUCUUCUGCAGCAUCAAAGUUGGCUGUGUUCAAUAUAACGAGGUUUACCAGUUGGGAGGAUGGAUUUAGUAUGAAUUCUAAACUUUUGCUACUACUUAGGAGUUUAAAAAAUGCACAAAGGAGUGAGGCUGCCUCUCAUUUUGGGUACUGGGUUGUUAUCUUAAAUGAAUCCGGGUGUUUAGCCGAAUUUUGCCACAUUGCAUUCAGCUGUUAACUAGUUACUGUGAAGGUUACAAGACCGUAGACAUAGGUGCAAAUUAGGCCAUUUGGCCCAUCGAGUCUUCUCCACCAUUCCAUUAUGCCUGAUUUAUUAACUCUCUCAACCCCAUCUCCUCGUAACCUUUGACACCCAGAUAAAACAAGAACCUCAGCCUUCAAUGUACCUGGUAUCUUGGCCUGCACAACCGUACGUGGCAACAAACUCCACAGGGUCACCAGCCUUUGGCUAAAGAGAUUUUUCCUCAUCAUUAGGCAGACGACUGUGGAGGCCAAGACAAUGGUAUAUUUAAAGUGGAGGUUGAUAGGUUCUAAAUGUUAUGGGGAGAAGGCAGGAGAGUAGGGUUAAGGGGGACAAUAAGUCAGCCACAAUGAAUGGUGGAAAAGACUCAAUGGACCGAAUGGCCUCAUUCUGCCCCAAUGUCUUAUGGUCUCAUUUCUGAUCAAUUCUUGACCUCGUCUGAAUAUUUGGCACAAAUUACUUUGGUUUAUUUGGAUUUGCAUCUUUGCUAAUCAGAAAAUUUCUAAAUCUGAAGGUUAACAAUGGAUGUUUGUCACCAAUACAUUUUAAAUCUCUUCAUGAAAUAUGUGUUUUAACGAUUUUAAAAACUGUAUAACUUAUAUUAACCAUAGCCCUUGACCAUAAGACAUUGGAGCACAAUUCGGCCAUUUGGCCCGUCGAGUCUGCUCCACCAUUCCAUCAUGGCUGAUUUAUUUUCCAUCUCAACCCCAUCCUCCUGCCUUCUCCCCGUAACCUUUGACAUUCAGACUAAUCAGGAGCAUGUUAAUCUCCAACUUAAAUAUGUCCAAUGACUUGCCUUCUGUAACCAUCUGUGACAACGAAUUCCACAGAUUCGCCACUCUCUGGCUAAAGAAAUUCCUUUUCAUUUCUGUCCUGACAUCCUCCUAUUCUGCUGCUGUGUCCUCUCGUCCUAGACUCCCCCACUACAGGAAACACCCUCUCCACAACCGCUCAAUCAAUACCUUUCAAUAUUCAAUAGGUUCUCCCAAAUCAUAACAUCGUCUCAACAUAAUCAGAAAAUAACCAGAAUUGAUUAAUAUACUUGCUUUCAUCUUGUUCUUUAAAUGUUAAAUGAUAAUUAGGAGGCUAACUGAAAGCUUCCAUUUUAGUUAACUUCUAAGAUGCAGUUAGCAUCUUAAUUGUAGUGUGUAUGUGUGUGGGUGUUAUUUUAAAAAAACAAUUCUCACUAAUGACUCAGUAUAUACAAGAAUGUCAGGCAGCCACUAAUUCCUAGCAGUAUUUUAAUUAAGCAACUUUUUAAAAAGUAAAUGAUCGAUUUAAUAGUAAAUCAAACUCAGAGCAUAAUAUCUUGCUGAUGAUAGAUCCAUAUCCACAGUUUUUAAGGAAGUGAAUUGAAAAGCACAACGUCAUUCAUAAUGGGUAGCUCCUUUCUCUGUACCUCCAAUCCUCUACUCGUUCUUACCCAAGUAUUAUAAUUUUGCUGUUUGUUGAACCACAGAACUAUUUCUGAGUUAGCACAUAAUUAUACCGUACUGUGGUUUUAAGAAUUAUUGGGGCAGAGCCCUUAUAUAUUCUCACUGAUGUACACAACCCUGUCGGCUAUCUGAUUUAGGCAAUCUUCUUUACCGCGAGGCAAAAAAAAAGUCAGUAGCACUUUCUUGGGUGGGGCACUUAAAUUAUUUUCUGUUUUGUGAAAUUCACGAACAUCAAAAAACUUGUUACUAUUCUUGACAUUUGCAAUACAUUACUGCUACUUGUAACUUGAAAGCCAGCCAGCCGGCCGGUGGUGUAGUGGCUUCAAGGCAAAUGAUCCCAAGUUCAAAUCCAGCAGGCUCCAACUCGGCCUUGUAAAAAGAAACAGACAAAAAUGCUAAAGAAACAGCAAAAAUGCUGGCCAGUGCACCACCAGGUGCGGAAAAGAACAAGCAGUAACUUGAGCUGACAUAUCAGAGCCAGCAGAUGUCACACAGUAAGAGUUUUGACAGAGUAUUCUACCUCUUAAGGACAGAAUUUUAUGAAAAAUUGGGUGCCUCAAUGUUACUGAAAUAUCUUAAACACCCAAAAAUAUGCUCAUGUCAUCAAAAUAAACAGAAUUCAGGAAAGGUAUUCUUCAGAAGAAAUUCAGCUGUUUAUAACUCAAUUCAGUAUAUUAUUCUUUUGAAAGUUUAUUUUUUAAAAGUCUGACGAUAUAUUUAUUUAUUGUUGGCCAUAAAAUAGAUUUCUUUCUAAGUAGAAACUUCAAGCAGAGAACGGACUUCACACCGCCAAUUCCAUUGCAUUUGUUCUGAAAGUCUAACUCUACUAGAAGUCACUUAACAAUUAAAAUGGAAGUGUUCUUGUAACCACUUUAUUGCUUAAAAGACUAUUGCCUAAAAAAAAUGAAAUUUGAGUGCUUCAACUGUCAUUGUUUGUGUAAUGUGGCAUUGAUCAUCUGAAGCUGGUUUCCAAUCACCACAGAUUUCAGGAAAGACUGAUUCAAUAUUUAUUUAGUUUACUUAGAGUGCUUCAAGUGCAGAGUAAUGAUAAAGGCUUUUGUUAAUAUUUUAACCAAAGAUGUGGAGCAAUCCAGUUCGCCACAUAGUUUUGCAAAUACGCUUUUCUAAUUGUUAGCAACACACACUCUCACAUACAUAAACACACACUCACGUACACACACACACACAUACCCUCACUCACACACACACUCACACUCUCUCUCUCACACUCUCUCUCUCACACACUCACGCACACAAAAUGCUGGAGGAACUCAGCAGGUCAGGCAGCAUUAACGGGGGAGAAUAAAACAGUUCCUAAUUACUUUCUGUUUUCCGUUGUUUGGGCGUUAAGUAUAUUUUCCCUAUUCAUACCUCAAAUUCAUCCAUACCUCAAAACAGUUUAGAGGUCAGUUAAUUAGCCAACAAAGUAUGGUACUGGUGCUGAAAAUGAAGGAAAUUUUAUACACAAUAUCCCUGGAUUGCUUUUAGACGGACUAAUAUAAUUGACCCGAAACACCCUUGGAUUGCUCCAACUGGUUUGCUGUUACAAUUUUGUUUUUCCUGAGGAUUUGUUUCCAUUAUACAAUAGUAAUACUAAGUGAUUGCUUGUAAAAUGGGGGGAAAUGUGGACGUUUGCAGCACAAAUAAAGAGGCUCACAGCGGCAUAAGCUGGACUUUGUCGCCACUUGAUGACGAAAAGAUGUUAAUAACUAAGUUAACCUACAUCUAUGUAUCUCAAGGGACUUAAUUCAGCUGUCUGUAGUGAAAAUUUUUAUGGGAAAAUUCAAGUUUCUCUCGCUGGAAAUAAGGUAUAAUAUGUAUUUUGCAGACAAAUCAGUAAAGUUACUGGCUUUCA
Molecule: messenger RNA, 6607 nt
Organism: Mobula hypostoma (lesser devil ray)
Lineage: Eukaryota; Metazoa; Chordata; Chondrichthyes; Myliobatiformes; Myliobatidae
Gene: mef2cb
Product: myocyte enhancer factor 2cb
Exons: 12
Coding region: 432-1967 (511 amino acids)
Biological process (GO): cell differentiation; positive regulation of transcription by RNA polymerase II; heart development
Molecular function (GO): protein dimerization activity; RNA polymerase II cis-regulatory region sequence-specific DNA binding; DNA-binding transcription factor activity, RNA polymerase II-specific
Source: RefSeq, a predicted model, not a curated record